AUGGCAGUUAUGAACAAUGCUGCUAUGAAGAGUUGGAGAUCGUGGGAAAUUCACAGCGGUGGUGUCCUGGGAGAUUUGAGUGGGAAGGAAAUUGUGUUAUGUGACCACCUCCUCUCUAUCUCUUGCUCCACAGCAAAAUGGAAGAAGAGUCAUGAACGCACCUCGUUCACCCACACACAGUAUAAGGAGUUGGAGGCUCUGUUUAGCUGCAACAUGUUUCCAGAUAAAAACCUCCAGAGAGAACUUGCUUUAAAACUCAAUCUACCAGAGUCAACAGUAAAGAUUUGGUUCAGGAACCGGCGGUUCAAAAUGAAGAAGCAGCAGCAGCAGCAGCAAGAGCAGCAAUCACUAAAGCCACCAAGCCAGGUCCUUCCAGCCAAGGAUGUGCCCACAGCAUCAACCAGCCCUCGUUCUUUUCUCCUUGAAGUUUCAGAUUCCUAUAACUCCCUCUCAUCUCUGCCCUUAGACCCUUUCCCCUGGGCGGGGGACUCUAUGAUCAUGGAGAUUCCUACAAGUGAUGUCCAAAUGCAACAUCCUCAAUUGGAGAGGCUAGUGGCCUCAGUUCCUGCUCUGUACUCUGACGCAUUUGACAUCACCCAAAUCAUGGAACUGUACAGUCUUCCUGAUGAGGAUGACAUCACCAACUCUUCCUUCUAUUCUCUAUUUCAGUAUCUCUCACCAACAAGGCCCAGUUAGAAGAGUUCUUCUCUUAUAGUCUUUGCUGAUUCAGCUGUAGGUUUAUUUCCUGGGAAGAUCUGCUUCAGUGUGACAAGCUGGAGCUUUGCAGUCUAUAGUCCACAGGACAGCCUGGAAUUCCAGAACCCCUCCAUUACGGUGCACUUUGGGUUUCUCUGA
This is a messenger RNA of Budorcas taxicolor (takin), 855 nucleotides long. It is a transcript of the gene ARGFX, whose product is annotated as arginine-fifty homeobox. Gene Ontology annotation, molecular function: RNA polymerase II cis-regulatory region sequence-specific DNA binding; DNA-binding transcription factor activity, RNA polymerase II-specific. Gene Ontology annotation, biological process: regulation of transcription by RNA polymerase II. NCBI's taxonomy places the organism in Eukaryota, Metazoa, Chordata, Mammalia, Artiodactyla, Bovidae. Gene Ontology annotation, cellular component: nucleus. The record is from RefSeq and is a predicted model, not a curated record.